Nematostella vectensis (starlet sea anemone) is the source of this 1654-nucleotide messenger RNA. Its product is annotated as probable prolyl 4-hydroxylase 7. Gene Ontology annotation, molecular function: iron ion binding; procollagen-proline 4-dioxygenase activity; L-ascorbic acid binding. NCBI's taxonomy places the organism in Eukaryota, Metazoa, Cnidaria, Anthozoa, Actiniaria, Edwardsiidae. Bases 120 to 1352 code for a protein of 410 amino acids. Gene Ontology annotation, biological process: peptidyl-proline hydroxylation to 4-hydroxy-L-proline. The transcript is spliced from 4 exons. The record is from RefSeq and is a predicted model, not a curated record. Gene Ontology annotation, cellular component: endoplasmic reticulum.
AGGAAGCCUGUCGAUUAUUGCUAGUAUAGGUGCAGCUGCUGUAGAUGAUGAAGACAUAUCGUAUUUAGUUCAUAAAUAAUAAUUUUACUAUUGUCUCCCCAACUUCUCAAGAGUUCAUCAUGGGGAAAACGUUCAAGCGUCCUUCGACUAAGUCGCUGUCGCCAAAUGACACCAGCAAAGGCAAAGUAAGCAGCAAGAAAAAGAAUUUACAAUAUGAUACCAGUUCGGGAUGGCGCAAAACUUGGAUGGCUUUACUUCUAAUCAUAGGAUUCUCUGCCGGCUUAGCUUACGUGGCUUUCAAGUUUCAAGCUACCUCUAGUGGAUUACCGCAUACAGGAAAGACAAAAAACUCUCCUCCAAAAUCAAGUAAAACCAUACCGACAUCCGAAGGAAACCCUACAACAAUUCCACCAGAGUUUAAAAACUUUAAAUUAUCUGUGCAGAAAAAAAUAAAAAUGGAAAGCAUCAAUAUUGAAGGGAAACCGAUAACAAUAAAAGAAUUAAAACACUCAAAUGCAAAGAGUUCAGUCAAGGCCUACACCAUCGAGAACUUUCUCAGCGAUUAUGAAUGCGACAACCUUGUCAAAGUCCAUAAAAGGCGGUUAGAAAUUCUGGAUAAAAUGACACCAAUCAUGUGCUUUGACGGUGUGGACACAUUAAGGAAAAACCUAAAAGAGCUGAAGCUGGCUUAUAAAGUGUCUGAACGGGACUUUACGAUGGGCACGACGUGUCUGAACGAGACGUUCUCUGGUAAACUCCGAGAUCACUUCAAAUGGAGCCACAGCAUGGCCUUCUACACAGGAGAGAACAAAUUCUCGACCAUGUAUGCUAAGAGGAUCCAGGCCGCGACAGGUCUCAGGGAAGAAAACGGCGGGAAAUUUCAAAUUACUGGUUAUCCCAUCGGAGUGGGAUACAAGAGUCACACGGACUGCGUCGUGUAUGAGGGCGAACCAGAAAAACGCGACAGAUACGCGACCAUUUUGGUCUACCUUCAAGAUGUCGAAGAAGGAGGAGAGACGGAUUUCCCACUUCUUGGCAUCAAAGUGAAGCCCAAGAAGGGCCUGGCUCUUGUCUGGAACAGUAUGGACGCGCGGGGUAACUGCGACCCUCUAUCACUACAUGACGCCAAACAAGUAACCAAGGGGCACAAAUACAUCAUUCAGCGAUGGUACUAUUACCAUAAUUUCCCGGCCCUUGGGAGCCGCCCACGAGAGCCGGACCUCCCUAAGCGCAAGCCCGAUCAACCUCGCGUCUCCUGUGAUAUGUACGAGCAAGGCAGCUGUCGCUGGUACGACGAAUGGAAUUAUGACCACAUUAUAGAGUACGUAGCCAAUACGAGACAGCUCGUUUAAGAACAUUACUCGUAUGAACUAGUGUAUAGUCAGCAGUGCUGGUGAAGACAAUGAUUUCGCAUGAUUUAAAACAAAGAUCAAAUUCCUUCAUAUUAACCAACAGACACGGCCUGUUUCGUGUCUGGGAUUUUUAUAGACACACAAACGUUUCUGUAUAGAUACAAUGGUUACAAACAUUGAAAAUAUAUAAAAUGUAUAAAAGAAUUAAGUGUAAAGACAUUUGAUUGAAAAACUAAAUGAUGUCAAUCGUCACAAGCGUACUUGAUAAAUUCCCAAAGUAAAAUGAAAAAUACUUAUUAGCA